Harpegnathos saltator (Jerdon's jumping ant) is the source of this 546-nucleotide messenger RNA. RefSeq lists its product as uncharacterized. The transcript has 4 exons. NCBI's taxonomy places the organism in Eukaryota, Metazoa, Arthropoda, Insecta, Hymenoptera, Formicidae. The record is from RefSeq and is a predicted model, not a curated record. Bases 242 to 454 code for a protein of 70 amino acids.
CGUCGCGUCUCCGUACUCGGUCAGUAAUUCCCGUCUCGGAUGUGAUCAAAACGUUCCGCCGACUCUUGAAAUAUUCAAUCGGACACUCGUCGGCGUCGCGUUAGUUAGCGCGCGUUUCUCGUCGCCUCGGUCGUAUUUACGCGCGCGUGUGUGUGUGUGUGUGUGUGUCGGUGUCAGUGUCAGUGUCGGUGUCAGCACCACGUAUGAGUAUUCAGCACGAGGGAGCAGCCAAGAGCUCAGGAUGAGGAAGUCAGGGCGCCGAGACGCGAAAAGCGGUGCAUCACGCACUCGCAGAAGAGAACCCGUCAGCACUUGCGGUGACUGCGACACCCGGAAGAUGCAGUUUCGGUGGAUGCGACCGCUGCACCGGAGGAUCCGGUUCGGGCCCAGCAGGGUCGGCUCGAAGAACCGUAAGCGGAACGCGGCCGACCCUGAGUUCCCGCUAAUUGAGUAGUGAAAUUAGCCAGCCCGGAAUGAUUUCGACAGCAAACAUGGAGCUCGCAAACGGAUCGCUGCAUUUUUAUCUAUAAUUACAAAUUGGAUCGG